This is a messenger RNA of Racocetra persica, 280 nucleotides long. Lineage: Eukaryota; Fungi; Glomeromycota; Glomeromycetes; Diversisporales; Gigasporaceae. The record is from the annotation of a GenBank genome assembly.
GGUGCUUAUCCAACAAAUACAAGUUGCCCCUGUUCCGCAUACCUAUAAUAAUAAUAUUCCUAAAUUCCCUGAAGAUAUAAUAGAAAAUCUAACAAAUUUUACCAAGAAAGAUUUACAACAGACCUCAAGGAAGCAGACAUCAUAUAAAAAAGUUCACCCAGCAAAGUCAAGCCCACCAACCAUAACCACAAUUCUUGAAUCACAUAAUGUUCCCGAAGGUAACCCAGAAGUAGAUUUAGAGGACUUAAUUGAUGGCUAUCUUGAUACUUUAAACACCUAG